Triticum urartu is the source of this 1184-nucleotide messenger RNA. NCBI's taxonomy places the organism in Eukaryota, Viridiplantae, Streptophyta, Magnoliopsida, Poales, Poaceae. The record is from RefSeq and is a predicted model, not a curated record.
CAGCUCUCCCCGUCGUCGCCAUCUUUCUUCCGCCUCCACUCACACCCGUCGUCCACUCGCACCCCACCCCACAUCCGAGGUCAAGCUUUGAUGCGCCUACUCUGGAUCUGGCGACGGAGGCGGGAGAUGGGGAGGAGGCCGUCGCGGUGGUGUGCCUGGACCACGUCCUCAAGCACGCCGGUGGCGCCACGGAGGAGGCCGAGCGCAUCCGCCGUUGCCACAACGCCGACGGCGCCAUGGAGUACUGGCUCGAGCCGGACGAGCUCGCGGCCCUGCGCCGGGAGGUCGGCGCCGACCCGUACUGGGUGCCGCCAGGGUGGAAGCGCGGAGACCCCGUGUCCGCCGACGGCUACGCGCUCAAGGCAAAGAUGCAGGUGGAGGAGCUCAGCAAGGAGCUCGCCGGAGUAAAAAGUGCUCCAUUCGACUUACAGAGUGCUGCUUGGCCACAAAGAAAGAGAGAUAUUAAGCAGACUAUGGGUCGAAGAGGUUAUGCCCUCGAUCUCAUUGUGCCGGCAGAACCAGUUUAAGCAGAGAGUCUGAGUCCGAGGAGCUCGCCCGGAGGAAGAAGAGAUAUUCCAGUUUACAAUGGUUCAGAGAGUUGGCGGCUCGUGGGAUGGCUACUGGGCAAUGCUAAUAUGCUCCACAGUCCCAGUAGCAAAUGGAACAUGGACGCCUACUGGAUGAACAAGUAACAUGCCAGUGAUGCAUUGCAGGAGCAGAAAGGAGCAGCGAGCAGCAGCGGCGGCUGACCUCGAGCUCUCGGUUGGAGUGGAGGGAGACGGCCAGCGAGGGAUACGCGGCCAGCGGGGAAGGAUUCGGAGCUGCGGCCGCAGGCAACCGGCGGGGAAGGGCGCCGGAGAUGUGGACGACGGAGGAGCCUGGCGAAGGGGAGGAGCGACGGAGGAAGACGACGGCCCGUGCGAUUUCAAAUCGGUGGGUGGUGGAGGGGCAGUUUGGUAAUUUCACUCGUUUUCACCUGGUCGGAAAACCCCUCCAACGACAAUUAUUUCGGAACGAAGGGAGUACAUUGUAUUGUUAUUUCUUUUGUUUGACAUGACUUUUUGGUUCCUGGUACUCAUAUUUGAGUAGGCUAAUGUGCUGGAUGAAUAUGUGUGUAUUCACUUGUGUAGUGUUUAUUUUUAUAUGAAAUUUUCUAUCGGCCCUCGAUGAAUUAUUCUUGAAAA